CACGGCUCGGUGCACCGAGCCAAAGACGCGCCCAUGAGCUCCUCGGAGACGCCCGAGCUCAUCCUACACAGGUGGCCCGGACGAUGGAACCUCCCUUCCCUCUCCCCCGAGUGCAUCGCGGUGGAGACCUACCUGCGUCUGGCGGGCCUCCGCUUCGCCGUCGAGGAUUGCCGCACGCACUACGCCUCCCCGUCCGGCGCGCUCCCCGCGCUCGACCAGAACCUCGACGUCGUCGGCGGCGCCGUCCCGGGCGACACCAACAGGGAUCCCACCGGCGCCCUCGCGAGGCACCGCAUCGUCGAGCACCUCAGGCGCAAGGUACGCGACGUCGACGCCCACCUCGGUCCCGACGAUCGUGCCCAACUCGCGGCGUACGUCGCCCUCGUCGAGCACAAGCUCGCGACCACCACCGCGUGGUACCAGUGGAUCGAUAAGGACCGGUUCGCGAAACACACCAGGCUAGCGUACGGCGCAGCCUUUCCCGCUCCGCUGUCGCACGUCCUACCCUGGAUGUGGCGCAGGACACAGCUGGCGGGUGCCUCGGCGGUCGAAUCGAACGACGAUCGGGUGAGGGACGGCUUGAGAGACGCGUACGCGUCGCUCGCCGCCAAGCUGGCGUCGACGGGCGGUCCGUACCUGCUGGGCGCCAAGCCGACGAGCGUCGACGCCCUAUUGUUCGCGCACCUCGCGUACCACGCGAGGGCGCCGUGCAUGGACGUGGCGCGGGGGAUCAUGAAGGAUUUCCCGGCGCUAAUCAAGUACGUCGAAGCCGUGGAGCGAUCCACGUUUCCGACGCCGGAUGGAGGUAACCCCGGCCGAGGCGGGUCAGCGCCGGGGGCGUUGGACUCGUCGUCGUGGAGGGAACCGCCGAGCGCCAACGUACGGGGACGUCGCAACUGGUGGGGGCGUCGCGAGAGCGGUUUCGGCGGCGACGGGGAGGAGAAGCCGCUGAGCGCGAAGGAGCGAAGGUUCAGGCGGCGGAGUCGAUGGUCCGUGCUCGUCGCCGUCGGCGCGAUCGCGACGUACCUGUUCGCCGGGGAUGUGGUGACGAUCGCGAUGGAGGGGAUCGAACAGGGAGAUGAACCGUCACCGGGGGACGACGACGACGACGACGACGACGACGACGACGGGGUGGAGCCGAACCACGACGAAGACGACGACGAGGGAUCGGAGGAGGUUCUCGAGGAGUGAGUGAGGUUUGUCGAGCGUUUGGAUCUUGAUCACCGCCGGCGUCGUGUCUC
Molecule: messenger RNA, 1241 nt
Organism: Micromonas commoda
Lineage: Eukaryota; Viridiplantae; Chlorophyta; Mamiellophyceae; Mamiellales; Mamiellaceae
Exons: 1
Coding region: 34-1191 (385 amino acids)
Cellular component (GO): SAM complex
Source: RefSeq, a predicted model, not a curated record